Octopus sinensis (East Asian common octopus) is the source of this 1497-nucleotide messenger RNA. RefSeq names its product alcohol dehydrogenase class-3. The record is from RefSeq and is a predicted model, not a curated record. NCBI's taxonomy places the organism in Eukaryota, Metazoa, Mollusca, Cephalopoda, Octopoda, Octopodidae. Bases 148 to 1287 code for a protein of 379 amino acids. The transcript is spliced from 11 exons. Gene Ontology annotation, molecular function: zinc ion binding; S-(hydroxymethyl)glutathione dehydrogenase [NAD(P)+] activity. Gene Ontology annotation, cellular component: cytosol. Gene Ontology annotation, biological process: formaldehyde catabolic process.
AGAGAGAGAAAGUAUGUGUGAGAGAGAAAGGGAGAUAAAGCAAACAGAGAAGAAAGCAAUAAUACAGAAAGACACGCGCCGGGUACCGACCAUCACUAACUGUUAAAGAAGACAAGUAACUGCAGUUUGACGUUCGUUUCUUGUAAAAUGGCAGACACAACUGGUAAACCCAUCAAAUGUAUGGCAGCAAUUGCCUGGGAGGCAAAGAAACCUCUAUCCAUUGAAGAAGUAGAAGUGGCUCCCCCUAAGAGUGGAGAAGUGCGUAUUAAAAUCCUUCAUUCUGGUGUCUGUCAUACUGAUGCUUACACCUUAAAUGGCCUUGAUCCUGAAGGAAUCUUCCCAGUUAUUUUGGGUCAUGAAGGAGCAGGGAUUGUUGAAAGCAUUGGAGAAAAUGUGACUUCCGUCAAACCAGGUGACACCGUCAUUCCUUUAUAUGUUCCUCAGUGUUAUGAAUGCAAGUUUUGCAAGAACCCUAAGACAAACUUGUGCCAAAAGAUAAGAGUUACCCAAGGAAAAGGUGUCAUGCCUGAUGGAACCACUCGUUUUACUUGUAAAGGCAAAGAAGUAUUUCAUUUCAUGGGAUGUAGUACAUUCAGUGAGUUCACUGUUGUGGCUGAAAUCUCCAUUGCUAAGGUGAAUCCCAAGGCUGCACUUGAUAAAGUUUGUCUUCUUGGUUGUGGUAUUUCCACUGGUUAUGGAGCUGCUCUCAAUACAGCUGCUGUGGAAAAAGGAUCAAAUUGUGCAGUUUGGGGACUCGGUGCUGUUGGCCUUGCUGUAGCAAUGGGUUGUAAAGCGGCCGGAGCUGCUCGUAUCAUUGGAAUUGAUAUAAAUGAAUCUAAGUUUGAAAUAGGUAAAAAAUUUGGAAUCACAGAAUUUGUGAACCCUAAGAGUCAUACAAAACCCAUCCAGCAAGUGCUUUGUGAAAUGACAGAUGGUGGUUGUGAUUUUACUUUUGAGUGUAUUGGCAAUGUUGGUACAAUGAGGGCAGCUCUUGAGUCUUGCCAUAAAGGAUGGGGUACCUCAGUGAUUGUAGGUGUUGCAGCAGCUGGAGAAGAAAUAUCCACUCGUCCAUUCCAGUUGGUUACUGGUCGAGUAUGGAAAGGAACUGCUUUUGGAGGUUUUAAAAGUCGAGACAGUGUACCAAAGCUGGUUGAUGACUAUAUGAACAAAAAACUAUUGCUAGAUGAGUUUGUUUCUCAUAAACUGAGUUUCAAGAAGAUCAAUGAGGCAUUUGACCUCAUGCACAAGGGCGAGAGCAUCCGUGCUGUGUUGGACAUCCCUGAAUGAUAUUGAUGUUAACGACCAUGAAGUGAUUUGCUGACAAGACUCUGAGAAUUAGAUUUUUAUUUUUUUAUAGUUUUCAACUAUGAAAAUGUUUAUAGGACUUGCCUCCCUUAAUAAAUUCUUCAAUGUGAUUUAUAUAUUUUCUGGGGGUAACCCUAACAUUCCCCAUCUGAUUAAAUCUUCACAAAAUAAAAAUAUUUCUCUAAUAAUGUU